Messenger RNA from Epinephelus moara (kelp grouper), 813 nucleotides. RefSeq names its product caspase-1-A-like. The coding region runs from base 144 to 632 and encodes 162 amino acids. The record is from RefSeq and is a predicted model, not a curated record. The transcript is spliced from 3 exons. NCBI's taxonomy places the organism in Eukaryota, Metazoa, Chordata, Actinopteri, Perciformes, Serranidae. Gene Ontology annotation, molecular function: cysteine-type endopeptidase activity. Gene Ontology annotation, biological process: proteolysis; regulation of apoptotic process.
AGCCUAUUUCUAUCGAUCCGCCCACUUCAGUUGAUAUAUCACCUCAGCCAGUACGCAUGAACUCGUCCCUGCGCACAGGCUGCCGCUGGAAGCUGUUUUCCUGAGUAACUUUUUUCAGACUUCGGUUUGAACAGAUUUGAGAAAUGGCAGAUGAGCUCGCCAGAGUGAGGAGAAAAUUUGUGGACAAAGUGUCCAAAGUACUGAUUAAGCAGCUCCUGGACGACCUUUUAGACGAUGGCGUCUUGAAUGAUGGCCAGAAAGACUCAAUAGUUGAGGAGUACAGCACCACAGCAGACAAGGCACGCGUUCUCAUCGACACAGUGAAGAAGAAAGGAGACGAAGCCAGCAGGAAGCUGAUUGCUCACAUUCACAGCAGAGAUUCAACACUGUACUCUGAGCUGGGCCUGUCCUGUGUUCAACCUGCUCAGCCCGCUGCAGUGCGACUGAGUGAGCAGGAAUGGUCGAUCACCCUCAACCCUGCCACUGAGUCAUUCUGGAUGGACAAAGUGAAAGAUAACAAUGUCAGUCAUUCAAAAAACUCACAUCAAAUAUCUCACACGGCCUCAAAGGAAUACUUAACCCACAAAAUGACCAUUUGUAUAUUAAUUAAUCCUGUUACCUUGACUUUGUGAAGAAAACUUAGUUUUCCUAGCAUGCCUUCACCGAAAACAGCCAGCAUAUUUAUGAACUGAUUGGGCACCACGUUUAACAGCAUCAAAACUAUUAAAAAUACAUUUGGUUACAAAUUCUCACACAACUCACGCUGAGUAAUCCAAGUCUUUUUUAUCUAGUCAUAUGCUCAAUACUUCCCAA